Messenger RNA from Salarias fasciatus (jewelled blenny), 2190 nucleotides. It is a transcript of the gene chad, whose product is annotated as chondroadherin. Bases 169 to 1266 code for a protein of 365 amino acids. NCBI's taxonomy places the organism in Eukaryota, Metazoa, Chordata, Actinopteri, Blenniiformes, Blenniidae. The transcript has 4 exons. Gene Ontology annotation, molecular function: protein binding. The record is from RefSeq and is a predicted model, not a curated record.
UUGACUUCCUCCUGCAGAAAUCCACUGGACGUUAUAAAUAGAGCUGUGUUCCUCCUCCUCCUCCUCCUCCUCCUCCUCCUCCUCCUCCUCCAGCUCCCCUGCUCUCUGCCUCUCUCAGGAUUUCUCUGCUGUUCAGCCGGAGCUGCUGCUGCUGCUGCUGUGGUCGGGAUGCGCUGCGUGAGCCGGCUGCUGCUGGGGACCUGCCUCCUGGUUCUGGGCCCCGCCGUGCAGGGCGCCCCCUCCCCGGGUCAGUGCCCCAGCCUGUGCCACUGCCACGGGGACCUGCAGCACGUCAUCUGCGACAGCGUGGGGCUGAAGAGGAUCCCGCGGGUGUCGGAGGCCACCCGUCUGCUGAACCUGCAGAGGAACAGCCUGGGCGCCAUCCCCACCGGCGCCUUCAGCGACAGCAAGGGGCUGGUCUCUCUGCACAUGCAGCACUGCCAGCUGCGGGAGAUCGGCUCCAAUGCCUUCAAGGGGCUGAAGAAGCUGGUCUACCUCUACCUGUCCAACAACCAGAUCAGCAGCAUCAAGCCCGGCGCCUUCGAGGACCUGGCCCAGCUCACCUACCUCCACCUGGACGGGAACCAGAUCGCCGAGCUCAGCAAGGGCAUUUUCUCCCCCAUGAUCAACCUCUUCGUCCUGCAGCUCGACAACAACAAGCUGCGCGAGCUGCGGCCGGGGACCUUCGCCGGCGCCCGGGACCUGCGCUGGCUGCACCUGAGCGGCAACGAGCUGAGCACGCUGCAGCCGGGCUCCCUGGACGAGGUGGAGAACCUGGCCGUCCUGCACCUGGACGGCAACAGGAUGUCCAGCUACCCCGCCGCCGCCAUGAGCAAGCUGCGGGUGGUGGAGGAGCUGACGCUGGGGGGAAACCCCAUGAGGACCGUCCCGGACAACGCCUUCCAGAGCUUCGGACGCUACGUGGAGAAGCUCCACCUGGACAGCAUGGGUCUGGAGAAGUUCUCAGACGGUGCGUUCACUGGCGUCACGGCCGUCAAGUCGCUUCACCUGGACAACAACAAGCUGAGGUCUCUCCCGAAAAGCCUGGAGUUCACCACCAUCACCAACCUCACCCUGUCCAACAACCCCUGGAGCUGCACCUGCCAGCUGGCUCCACUGCGCAGGUGGAUGGACUCCAGCCGAACCCGUCCGGACGCCAUGUGUGCGUCUCCCCCGGCGCAGAAGGGAAAGCAGGUCAGAGACAGUCCGGCCUUCAGCGGCUGCAGAGUGAAAGCCAAGAAGGCCAAGAAGGGCUCGCGUCACUGAACCGGAGACGCUGAGGAGGAGACCAGGAGGAGACUCGGAGGAAACCGGGUGGAGACCAGGAGGGAGACCAGGAGGAGACGGACCGGGUGACAGGCCAGACCAGAAAUCACUGCUAACCCCUCGACUUAACGACUGUCCAUCAGAUGACAAACACCGUCAUAACGACACCGUUUCUGCAUUUUCGACCUUUUUCACUCAUUUAUUCCAAAAGCUAAAAGAGGCAGGUGGAGGAUAAAUUACUCCAGAAGCUCUCAAAGGACAUCUGUUGAGUUUUCAACCAUUCAACGGCUGAGAGCACAAAAACAGCCAACAAGCCUUUAAUGGUGAGGAAAAUGAGGCGAACAGGAGCCUCUGCACUCUGGAAAAACUAAUUUAUCCACAUCAACCCACCCCUGUUUAUACACUCACAAGACUAUUUCUGUAAAGCUGCCUUUAAAUAUUUUUAUAUUUUAAUAUAUAUGUGUUACAAUCAGUGCAUUGUUUGCUGUUUUUUUUUUAAGACAAACAACCCUCUCCACAGCAGCUAAAUGAUCCAUUUGUUGGAGAUCAACAAGUUCAUGAGCAAGAAAAAUACAAAAUAUUCGUCAACAAUGGGACAAAAAAGCUCCACUAAAGAUUACCUACAGUUCAUACAUGGAUUUUACAGCUUCAAGGCAAAUGUACAAACAUUAACCUGCAUUUCUGAACAUUUACUUGCGUUUCAUAAUUUCUCUAUAAAAAGCUGAAAAACAGAAUCCAGCUCAUCUACUUCUACCGCUUCUGAAAAUGAACGCAGCGCUAUUCUAUUCUGAAAAGGAUGAAAAGCAGCCGGCAGGAUUUGUGAAGUGUUCAUGCAGAUCUAAUAUUUAUUCAGUAUCUUUUCGUAACCUGGAACUUUGGAGCUCACAUCCAAUAAACCUUUUACAAAAGUCACAAUGGAGUUUU